UCUUUUCGUUGUGCUUGUAUCAGCGCAAAAGAUCACUCCAGACCGGAUCACUUUACUGCUUCUUCCUCCCCACGCAAUAAAGGUUCAUUGACCUUGAACUAACUAUAGCUACUGCUAUCAGCAACCAAAGCCACAACCGUCUGCCCUCAUAGCUAGAGGCGUUCGCUUUGUCUAAUUCCCUGAAGCUUUGCUUUCCUUGGUGGUAUCAUAAAUAAAUUGGAUUUCGAGAGGGAAAAUGACGUUGCUUGUUCAGAAACUUUCAAUUUUCUUUGCUCUGGCGUCUUUGGUGCAAGGAAAUGUGGUGAUCACUGAAAUUGCCGACAAGGGGACGUCACGGGAUGUUUGCAAUGGAAAGGAUUGGAUCGAGUUAUACAACAGUGGUGACGCCGCCGUCUCCUUGGACGGCUACGUGCUUCAUGACGACAAAGGAGUGGUGCAUGAAGAAGCAUUUUCGUUCCCUUUGGAUGCCAUGAUUGAGAGUCAAGAAUACCUCUUGCUCUGUGUUGAAAUGAUGUUGGAUGAAGAUAAUUCCUUGGUAGAUCCCAUGUCUCCUCAGUUUGGAAUUGGAGGAGAUGAUACCAUCACCCUGCUUCGCGCCGUUACAGAAACUACUGAAGCUGCCAAUGACACCGAGGCCGUUGUGGAAAAAGCAAGUGCUACCACUUUGGUGGUCGUUAGCACCGUGGGUCCAUUGCCAAAUACCAAUAGUCGAUUUGGAGUUUCUUACGCUCUUGAUCCCGACACAAAUCAAUUCACCUAUACACAAACCCCGACACCCGGUGCCCCCAACGUGAUUUCAGAGCUUCUGACCGAGGCCGAGUUGUUGGCCAAUAUUAGGUCAGCACUCAAGGCUCAGAAUGAUCUAGGAACCAAGUUCUUUGGGAUGGAUGACCGUGGAUACCCCGUGCUGGACGACGAAUUUCCUGCCGUGCUUGAUUUGCAGGUUUCCAUGGCAGAAGAAGAUUUCUCUGCGAUGAUGGCCAAUGCGUCUUGGGAGUUAUACAAACCCUUUUCCAAUGCCACCUUGGUGAAUCCUGAAACGGGAGUGGAAGUCUGGUCUCGUACAACUGCUGGACAAAUUCGAUCCAAAGGCCAAUCCAGUCUGUGGAUGCCACUGUGUUUGGACUCGACAGCAAUCCCAUUUCAACUCGAUUUCAGUUCCAGAGACUUGAACCAGACCUUGUUUGGCGCGGAAAAGAUUUAUUUGAGGAAUCACAUGUCUGAUUACUCCUACAUGAGGGACCAGUAUUACUAUCGAAUGCUCGCUCGGUUUGGAUUGCCACACUUGAGAGGUCGCAAGACACGGCUCUACAUUAACGGACAAUACAAGGGGUUGUACACGCUUCUUGAGGCACCGGAUCAAGACUAUGUGUUUGCCCGUAACUUUCCGACAUUUGACCCUGACAAAUACGCACUCUUCAAAGUCAAGUCAUAUGCCUUGGAUUGCGGCUCGUUCACAGAAGAGGAAUACCGCAAUGCAACAAUACGCCUGGAAGAGCUUCAGGCACAGGCCACAGAAGAUGGGAAGCUUCCUCCUUAUCUGUUUGAACGGGGAGAACACAAUCCGCCGGUGGAGGUAUUGGGCCUCUAUGAGCAAGACCAGUGCCUGGACAACUUCUUGAAUGAUCUAUGGAGGACGUGGGUGGACGUUGUGGUUGCGUACGAACAAAACGAUCGAGACUGCGGCGAAACACUGGUCAACGAAGGCCUUAUUGACUUGGAUUUGGGCACCAACAACUACAAAAACGACAUGAAGGACUUUGUCAAUCGGUUUUAUAGAGGGGAUGAACCAUGUACAGAAGAUUGCGCCAACCAAGCCAACAUCGACGAAGAAAUGGAUGUGCAACAUGCCCUGCGCGCCAUUGCCUUUUACGCCGCGCUUGUAGUGAGUGAUAGCCCCUUAAUCAGUGGCAACAACUUUUUACUGGCCGCAACUGGGGAUGACCUCGGCUGGAAGUUCUUCCCGUAUGACUUUAAUGUAGCCCGUGUUUACUUCUGUCAUGAUGACCUUUGCAAUACGAGGGCCGUCCACUGGAGCAUCGCUCGGCCAACAUGUGAAUCAUUGGAAAGUGCCCCGCUGGUGGGGCCGCUCCUUUCGAAUCCGACUUAUCAUAAACAAUACCUUGAAUACGUCAGAGAGUUCCUGGACACGGUCCUGACAAACUCGUCGCUAAUUGAAGAGAUUCAAGAUCACGCAGCAGCGAUUAGAUCCUUUGUAAGGGAAGACCCUUGGGCUCUGCUCGGGACAUACUUUUCCGACGAGCUUUCCCCGGACGCUGCAGAUUGGAGGGAAGAGGACCGACGUUUCCCUUUGCUUCCAACCAUGAAAGCCCGAGCUGAAGAUCUACGCGAACAGUUUGCUAGCAUUGAUGCAGGCACAUUCCCACGUGGCCCUCAUGUGGGUGUCUACGGAGACAAUGAACCAUGGGAACCCUGUCCCGAUUGGAGAUCCGCCGAGGCAAAUCGAACGAGCUGCGAACAGGGCUGCAUGUACGACGGCUGUCACAUUCCUGGACUAGCAGUCGAAAGCUUUUGCGACGAGGAGACAGGACUGUGUUUCCACGGCGAUUAUGAUGAACGUUGCCGUGGCAUCUACGACGAAGAAAAGUAUCCAGGAAUGGAGAACACAGAGGAUGGACGGGAAACUUUCUGCCGAUUUGCUGCUGGCGUCCCUGUAAAGGCAGCACAAUGCCCCGCCCCAGGCGCCGUGACAUUGUCCUCCAGCAACACGGGAGAGUCGAGCGCAAGCGCGUCUUUUCGUGUUUCCUUGUUGGUAGUGGUGUCAGGUUUAGCUGCAGUGACCGCCUCAUUGUGGUAGAUUUCUAAAGAGUCGAGUCAACCUGUCCAGAUCACCUUUUAAAAGAGUAAAUACAUAGAUCAUGUUACCCUGCGUUGAAGACACAUUUU
Messenger RNA from Seminavis robusta, 2907 nucleotides. Lineage: Eukaryota; Bacillariophyta; Bacillariophyceae; Naviculales; Naviculaceae. The record is from the annotation of a GenBank genome assembly.